Messenger RNA from Aphanomyces invadans, 2564 nucleotides. RefSeq lists its product as hypothetical. The record is from RefSeq and is a predicted model, not a curated record. NCBI's taxonomy places the organism in Eukaryota, Oomycota, Saprolegniomycetes, Saprolegniales, Verrucalvaceae. The transcript has 13 exons. Bases 9 to 2504 code for a protein of 831 amino acids.
GUUUCGCGAUGGAAACUGAGGUGGGCAAAUGGCUGCAGCGCGAUGUGAAUUGCUUGUCGGAUCCGCAGCGGAUGGUGCGGAAGCGCGCGUUGGAGAAGCUCAGCCGAGUCAGCGACUUGGUGGCCAAGUUUGGUCAAGACCAGCUUGUGCAGUUCUUCCACGCCCAGCUCAUGACGCCUUUGCUGCAAUGCAUUGGUGAUCCCGUCGAGAAGUGUCGGGAACUGAGUCUUGUGGCCUGCACUGCGUUUGGCACGAUGGGAGCUUUCAAUACCGAGGAACGAGUGAAUGCGGUGAUUGUGACCAUCUACGGCCGAGUGGGCAAGGCGCCGUUCGUCGAAACGGCCGAGGAAAUCCGCUUGCUUCUGUUGGAAUUGCUCCACGCUGUCUUACAACGGACACCCGCAGAGUACUCGCUGUCGGCGGAAGUAAUGGACGUUGUGGGCAAGACUGCGUCGGACCCAUUCCCAGACGCGAAGAAGGCAUGCUGCGACACCAUCCUCGUGCUAGCACAAAAGUGGAAAUCGUUGGUGAAGCAGCACCUCGGCACCGUCGUGAAGCCAUUCACGAUGAACCUUGGCCACCAACACGCCAAGAUUCGGCAGUGUACGCUGCAGGCCCUGGAAGCCGUCGUUCCAUGUGGGUCGACAUCCCUGCCGGAGCUCAUGAAGGACAUUUUGCUGCCAAACUUGAGCAAAGUUGUGUUUGAUCGAUCGCCGUCCGUUCGAAAGCAGCUUGUGCAAACGACGGGAUCGUGGUUCGAGCACAUUGACGAACUACGUGAGUUUGAAGCGUCGCUGGUUCCACUGUUUCUCGCCGGGAUCGCCGACGAAUCGCCCGAUGUGCAAGCGUUUUGUUUGACAUAUCUCGAUAAACUGAAUGCAAAAUGGGAAGAGAGCGAGGACAUGGCGGCUCCCUCUGACAUGGAAGUGGACACUGCAGCGUCACAACAUGAUGUCGUCACACCACCAUUCCUUCAUCGCCCUGGCGCUGGCGCCCGGCGUGUUGUCCAGCGGCUAUUGGGCAAAAUCCUGCCAUCGCUUCUCGAACAGUGCGCCGACUGGACGGCCUUGACGCGACAGAAGUCGGCGACCAUCCUGCGUGUGGUUCUCGUACUUGCGGAGGGUGGAGUAAAUGCCCACUUGGACAUGAUUCUGACGGCACUGGCCAAGUCGUGUCGUGAUGAAGAAGCCAGCGUCGUUGAUGCUGUCGCGGGGUGCAUGCAGAUUGUCGGUCGAUACUGUCACGCCGACCUUCUAUUUUCUCUCUUGUUGCCGUUGUCUGCGGGACGCCUCGCAGGGCAAGACACACCGCACCAUCGGAUGAAUGGCCUUGUUCUGUUGUCUAUGGCGAUUGCCGGCAUGGAAGCGACUCGGAUCUUGCCGCACAUGGAGACGAUCACGGAAACGCUGUCCGAGGCUGGCCUGCGCGACACGGACGUUCCUGACAUGCAGGAUCACUUGGCCAAACUGACUUCAACCAUCGUCACGACGGGGGCACCGCUGUUUCCAAGCCACGACGUGCUAGCGUUUCGUUUGUUUUGGGUUCUCAAUCACAUUGUGGCCGCAACACCGGAGGACUCGAUCGCGUUCCACACAGCGAUUGACGCCCUGCAGGCACUCGCCGCUGCGUCACACGUUGAGUUGGACGGGCUCUAUCGAAUGCACCUGCCCCAAGUGAUCCAUGCAAUUCGACCAAAAGACAGCGAAACGUGGUCGAAAGCGGCAUCCAGUCGUGUCUUGUUUGAUUCUUUGUGUCGUCGCGGCGGCCGGGCGACAGCAGAUCAAAUGCACAUCGUCGUUCCGAUUGUACUGACCCACUUAACCCCAUCAAACGACCCGGACGUCCGCUUGUCGUUCUUGGCGCUGCUUGAGACUUUGCUCGGAAACACGUUGAUGGCACAGUCGUUCCAGCCAUUUGCUGCGUCGUUGCUUGUCAAAGGCAUCACUCCCAAUAUUGUUUGGCAGUCGGGCAAAGUAGCGGCCACUGUUCGCAAAGUCGCCAUGGCGUGCACGUACACCCUGUUGCGCCAAGGACUGGCCAACCAGCCAGCGUUGUUUGAGGCGGCGCCUCAAAUGUUACCUGUGCUCAAGUCGUGCCUGGACGACUCGGACGCUAAGACAAGGCAGCUCGUAUGUCUGUCAUUGCAGCACUUGUUUGUCGCGUUGCCCAAUGCGUUGGGAGAGGAGCCUGUGAGCCAACUGUACCACGAGAUCUUAAAGCGCCUCGACGAUUCGAACGAUCUCGUGCGCAAGGCUGCGUGUGCCACGUACGUGACGUUUCUCCGAGCGGCCCCACGCAGCCAUUUUCGCGGCACCAUCAUUGACUACACGAUGGACGCGCUGUUUGUGCACUUGGACGAUCCUGACUCUGACGUGCAGGCGGCAGUGUUCGAGGUACUCAAGGAAACAUUUGCGGUAGACCCAGAGUUGCUCGGGAAAAAGGCACGAGACCACCGAUCGCGCCACCGAUCGCCGUACUACUGCGAUAAACUCUUGGAGCUUUAGGCAUCGCCGCUUGUGUUGUUAAUACAGCAGAUCUAGACAAUCGAAUUGCCAUACCGCCUC